AUGGCUGCAAUCAGCGUAGCCAACAUGGACUCUAUACUCGUUGGCAACCAUUGCUUUGCGGGUAUCGAUGAAGAAUCUUCGAAGUUGAUCAUCCAGCUUCAGCUUGCAGAUAUCGAGCGCUCGUCUUCAAAGGGGAAAGGUCGCGCCGACGAUGUGUCCGAUGUCUCAAUCGCAUUUAAGCUCCAGAAAAAGGAGUUGGAAAAUGACGCGUUGUUUCUAUCGGAUCAACAGAUGACAAGAAGCAUUGCAUUGGCCGUACAAUCUGACGGGGAAAUUGUGACUGAAGCCGUAUCACGCGACAACGUUUCUGCAAGAGAUCACACAAUGGCUAUUCAAUUAUACCAAGGUCCUGGUACAACAAAUACCACACCAGAAUCCGCUGUCAUUGCUCAAUCUGAUAUACAAAUCAUAGAUGAAGAGGUCUUGGAAAAACUUCAAAUCUUGUAUGUCUCUGGCCGCAAUACGAAAAAUGACGAUACAGUUGAGCUGAACGAUAGAGGUUGUGGCCCGGUAGCUGGUUCACUUCCAGAAUCGUCUAGUUGGGCAUCCACUCGGCCUGCACCCCCUAAAACCGCAACAACAACAACAUGUGUUGUCUGUCAGGAUAAGAUUAAGUUCUGCAAUGCGGCUCGAGUACCCGGUUCCUGCCGUUACGAAUACUGUCGCGCCUGUCUUGAGCAUCUUUUCCUUUUAUCAAUGAGCAAUGAAUCACUCUUUCCACCCCAUUGCUGCAGCAAACCUAUCACCAUCGCCAGCGUGCACCUUUUUCUUACAAGUGAUAUUGUAUACGCUUUCGAACAAAAGAGAAUCGAGUUUGAAACGCUGAAUAGAAUUUACUGCUGCUCUAAGCGUUGCUCAGCUUUCAUCUAUCCAUCAAGGAUUAUCAAUAGCGUCACCACUUAUGGAAAAUGUGGUACACGAACUCAUACAUUGUGUAAGAUGGAGGCACAUCUCGGAGAUUGUUCAAAUGAUACCGUUUUGCAAGGGGUUCUGGAUAUUGCCAGAGAGAAAGGCUGGUGUAAAUGCGGAGCCGCAUUCUGUUAUACUUGUGGACAGAAGUGGAAAACCUGCAGAUGUGAAAGAUGGCAGGAAGAUAAUUUGGUAGCUCGCGCGACUGAAAUUGCAAAUCGCAGACCAGAGUAUCAACUGCUCGACCGCCCCUAUCAAGUUAUCGGACAAUCAUCUGCGACCGACGCUCAAAUUGCAGUAGCGGCCCAAACUCUUCGAGAGAACCAUGCGUUGCAAUUGGGAUCACGGAUUAAGAAUUAG
Molecule: messenger RNA, 1269 nt
Organism: Sclerotinia borealis F-4128
Lineage: Eukaryota; Fungi; Ascomycota; Leotiomycetes; Helotiales; Sclerotiniaceae
Source: the annotation of a GenBank genome assembly